Molecule: messenger RNA, 1028 nt
Organism: Candidula unifasciata
Lineage: Eukaryota; Metazoa; Mollusca; Gastropoda; Stylommatophora; Geomitridae
Source: the annotation of a GenBank genome assembly
AUGAAUUUGUUUAAAAAAUCCAACCAUCAUCCCAGCAGCCGAAAUCGACCUAGCUCUCCAUCAUCUUUUGAGAUCCCUAGACUCUGCUUGACACGGCAGAAACGUUCUUCUUCAGUCGAUUCCUCAGAAGCCACUUUGGAAUCUGUAGAGAUUGCUUCUCCAGACACUUCGACUAAAGCAUCAAGUUCUGAUUCAAGCACACCGCGGCAACAUGACUUCGAGGGGUCUUCAGAUCACCUCAAGGUUCCUGUUUCGUCCACCAUAGAUGGGACACCUGGACAGCUAGGGUCAGUGACUGUGCAUGCCAACAAGAGGUCGAAUUCUUUCGAUAAUGCCACACAGUAUGUGGUCAACCUAUCGGAUGAUAAUUCCUCGGAUAAAGAAUGUGGAAGUGGUCAUAAUCUAGCAGUCCCAAAAAGACAGUUGCGUCGGGCAUCGUGGGAAAUCCCCAAGAUAUGUCUUCACUGUUUGCACAUAGAGACCUUGGCCAAUGAGCAACGGAUUAAGGCUUCUAGUGAGCCGACAUUUAUCUUUGGCGAAGACCGCGCUAGGGAACCGUCACCCACAUCCUCGUCAGGUUUCGCCAACAGUUCAAGCGACAAUGAAGACUUCAGUGUCAGUGAUAGUGAAAUCGGUGACGCCCAGCAGUGUCGCGGGAGCUUCUAUGAAGAUGUUACCAACGAAGGCGACUUGAAACUCAUCGUUCCCGUCGUCAGAGUCCUCACACAUUUAAGUAACACAGACAACGACAAUUUAGAGGAACUCAGUUGUGUAAUCGACGAUAGUAGAACUGGCAAUCGCAUGUCCUACACCGACGUUGUGAGCUUGGCGGUACCCGUUGUAAAACCGAGAUCCACGUCUUUGGAUGCCACCCUCAUCAUCGGGUCGCCCGUGGAUAUCUUUUUGGAGGAUGAGCCGCAAGAUAGUCCGAGAAAGAAGCAGAUACGAUCUAAAUCUGUGGAUUCUAAUAUGCCAAAAAGAGUGGCCACUUCUACAGCCCUCAUGUCUCUAGUGCAGCAGGGUUUCAA